Molecule: messenger RNA, 655 nt
Organism: Paramecium sonneborni
Lineage: Eukaryota; Ciliophora; Oligohymenophorea; Peniculida; Parameciidae
Source: the annotation of a GenBank genome assembly
UUCUUCUUUCUCUUCAGUUUUCAUUUACAUCAUCAAACAACGAAUGUCAUCUCAAAUUACAAAAAAGCCAUCUUUAAAACUCUAAUUAAACAAAAAGACAUUAGAAACUUUAUCAAUCGAGAAAACAAUAAUGCCUCCUAGUUCCAAGUGCUCAUAAAAGACAACCUCUUCAAUUAAUGUAAACUAAACCUCUAUUAUACAAAUAGACUACCAGUUGUACAUCCUCAUCAUCCAAAUAAAACUAUCCAUUAAAAUAAUCAAAUCCAAAUCCCUCCAAUAAAUCAGACGAACAUAAAUAAAUAAUUCAAUAAUUGCUAUAAGAAAACAUAGAAUUACAAAAAUAGAAUAAAGACAAAGAUUAAUUGAUCACCUAUUUAAGUAAAAAGCACUCCCCAAAAAGAAGAUCAAUAUUAAAUACAGAAAGAGCCACUGAAAUCAAAUCUUAAAGACUUCCUUAAAUUUCCUAGUCAAAAAACUCACUUGAUAUUAAUAAGUUAUUAUGUAUCUAAUUUAUUUUAGUUUAAAUGAUGGAAUCUGUACACCAUUUUGUUUUACUUUUUGCUAAUAAGAUACUCAAAGUUAAUAAAGUGUAAGAAAUAAAAAAUUACCCAAAGAAUUUUAAAUUGUACCAAACAAAAAUAAAUAUUUUGUAUGA